UGAAUCUAUUCCUUCGGACUCUUGAAGGACAAAACUCACCUUUUAAAACUUGAGUGCAAAUGUGAAAACAUCAAACCAAAGAGAUUUUUGUGUUUUGAAUCAUGGGUCGCGUUAAGCUUCAGAUCAAAAGGAUAGAGAACAAUACAAAUCGACAGGUCACCUUCUCCAAACGUAGAAAUGGACUUAUCAAGAAAGCUUACGAGCUCUCAAUCCUUUGUGACAUCGAUAUUGCUCUCAUUAUGUUCUCACCAUCUGGUCGUCUCAGCCAUUUUUCUGGAAAAAGAAGAAUCGAAGAUGUGCUUAGCCGAUACAUAAAUUUGCCAGAUCAGGAUAGAGGAAGCUUGGUUCGGAAUAAAGAGUUUUUGCUCAGCACCCUGAAGAAACUCAAAGCUGAAAAUGAGAUUGCUCUUCAACUUGCUAGUUCUACUACUACUAACUCAAAUGCGGAGGAAAUCCAACGUGAAAUCAGUAACUUGCAACAUCAGCUUCAAAUGGCGGAGGAACAAUUAAGGGUGUAUGAGCCUGAUCCCUGGACGCUCAAUUCCAUGGCGGAGCUUGAAUCAUGUGAAAAGAACCUAGAACAGGCUUUGACACGUGUUAAUCAGAGAAAGAAUUAUCUCAUGAGUAACCAUUUAUCUACUUUCAGUGAUCCGUCCACUGUACAGAUAUACUUGGAUUCACAAGAAGGGGAGCCAAGCUCUUUUGAAAAUGAGGUUGUGCGUUGGUUGCCAGAGAAUGGACAGAACCCAACUCAAUAUUGUGCAGGAUCUGAAUCUUCUUGUAUUCCUGUUAGGAACCAAUCCUCAAAUACCAUUUAUGAUCCUAUGCCACAUGGAGCAAAUAUGACCGUUGAUGCUUGUGACAUGGGCGGGUGCCAUGUCAGCACCUCAAGUAACGAUGGUCUUUCACCUUGGCAUCACAGCUACACUUCAACAGAGCUGCUUUCUGCCUUCAUGUCUCCUACAUCAUUUCCUCUAAUGAAGGAUAUUGCAGGUCCCAGCAUUCCCCAGGUUGUAGUAUCACAGCAGCAGGUUGAGACAGCAUCAAAUUGCCCUCAAAUGCCACCUACCGGUGAAGGUGCAAACUAUGAGAGCAACCUGCCGCAUCUUAAUUAGUAUAGAUUAAUUCAGUACCAUAAAUCGUGAAAUUUCCCUUAGGCUCGAUGAAUUUGGGUGGUCAAAGACCUGUUUGAAAUUUAGUUGUGCAUUUAAUUUUUUUUUUUGUGGAAGUUUUCAUGUCCAUUUAGAUAUUUUG
This is a messenger RNA of Theobroma cacao (cacao), 1254 nucleotides long. Lineage: Eukaryota; Viridiplantae; Streptophyta; Magnoliopsida; Malvales; Malvaceae. The record is from RefSeq and is a predicted model, not a curated record.